AUCAAGCCAAGCGAGCAAGCCGAGUCUCUAAAUUAUCUCCGUUGGACUGUUCCGCAGCCCACCUCAUUGAAAUUUGUUAAAUAAAUAAGCUUUCAAAUAUGGGAGGAAUGCCUUUUGCAUGAUUGUCUUUAGAUCGUCUCUGUUUUAGGCUCCCUUUGCAGACAAUUAUAGCUACGAGAGUUUAAACUGACCCAGAGCUUCAAACUUAAUCAUGGGGAUUGCAAGGGCGCAAGAUGAAGAGAGUGAAAGAAGGGAGUUUGAAGACUUCAGGAAGACUUUAGUUGCUUUGGCUGCCACGGAAAGAAGCAAAGAAAAUGACGACUUCAAAGGCCUAAUGAGUUCCCAUAUCGCCGACCUUGAUCUUCAACUAGACAAGCUUGUUUGUGUGACCAGUGGCGUUUCUUUCCUUGGGCUUGCCUUAGUUAAUUGUCUUUUGCUCCGUGGAUACUCUGUUCGAAUCCUUGUGGAUAACCAAGAAGAUGUAGAGAAGCUGAGGGAGAUGCAAGUUUCAGGGGAGAUGAUGAUGGCUUGUAGCAAUAAAAUAUCAGUGGUAAUAGCUAAGCAAACUGAAAUCCAGGGGCUGAUGGAGGCCUUUGAUGGGUGUCGUGGAGUGUUUCACACCUCUGCUUUUGUUGAUCCUUCUGGCAUCUCUGGUUAUUCAAAAUCCAUGGCUGAAAUAGAAGUGAAGGCAAGUGAAAAUGUGAUGAAGGCAUGUGCAAGAACAUCUUCUGUGAGGAAUUGUGUGCUCACAUCUUCACUUUUGGCCUGCAUAUGGAGAGACAGCUCCCAACAUGAUCUUCCCCUUUUGGUUAAUCAUGAUUCUUGGAGCAAUGAAGCACUUUGUAUGGAGAAAAAGCUCUGGUUUGCAUUGGGGAAGCUGAAAGCAGAAAAAGUUGCAUGGAAAAUAGCUGAAGAAAUGAGCUUAAAACUGACCACAAUCUGUCCAGGACUCAUUACAGGCCCUCAAUUCUCCCAUAGAAACCCCACAGCAACUAUAGCUUAUCUUAAAGGGGCUCAAGAAAUGUAUGCAAAGGGAUUACUAGCCACUGUUGAUGUAAUUAGACUGGCUGAGGCUCAUGUAGCUGUGUUUGAGGCAAUGAACAAAACAGCAUUUGGAAGGUACAUUUGCUUUGAUCGAAUCAUUGCAAGAGAUGAAGAAGCUGAGAAGCUGGCAAGUGAAAUAGGGAUUCCUCCUAACAGGAUUUGUGGGAAUUCGUUGGAAUUUAUUCCAACUCACUUUGAAUUGUCAAACAAGAAACUUAACAAUCUUAUGUCAAGAACAAUCAGAAACUGGCAUGGCCAAAGUUUACCCUAGUGAACUUUCCACUUUUGGUUGUUUUUUUUUUUAAUAUAAUCAAGUAUCCUUUAUGUCC
Molecule: messenger RNA, 1373 nt
Organism: Gossypium raimondii (Peruvian cotton)
Lineage: Eukaryota; Viridiplantae; Streptophyta; Magnoliopsida; Malvales; Malvaceae
Product: cinnamoyl-CoA reductase-like SNL6
Exons: 5
Coding region: 212-1315 (367 amino acids)
Biological process (GO): steroid biosynthetic process
Molecular function (GO): 3-beta-hydroxy-Delta5-steroid dehydrogenase (NAD+) activity
Source: RefSeq, a predicted model, not a curated record